UUCAAUGACUUUUUAUUCUUUGUUGCUAUUUAUUUUUUUGCGCUAUCAAAAAUACCGAAACUAUAAUUUAUUUAAAAAUAAACUUAAAUCAAUUAAAUAUUAUAUUUAAUCACCUAAUUCAAUAUAAUGGACCAAGAUCUCCUAAAAGAUGAAUCCAAACUUGGCAAAAAACUGUCACUCAACUUUGCCGACAAAGACGAAAAAGAAAAUGCCAAAUUCAACGACGCUCGUCUUGUUGACAUCCUCCGAAACUAUCCGCUCCUUUACAACAAAUCUCUGGAAAGCUAUGGCGACCCAGACUACACUCAAUGGAUGUGGGGAGAGAUUGCCAAUGAAAUGAAUGAACCACAUCGCAAGACAACUCUCAAUUUGCCAUUCAAUUGGACAACUUGCCGAGACCAAUGGGAAGUUGUUAAGAAAUCGUUGAGGUAUUUAAGUAAUCCCGCUGCAAAAUCAUUUCGUUAUCCCAAACAAUUUAGAGAGUGUUUGGACUUUUUCCAAAACUAUAUUCGAGAUCGAAGUGAACCCACACACACAGACACUUCUCAAGAUCUUUUUCUAAACUUUUCCACUCUUUUGGAACAACUUCCUUUCGAGAAGCAAUUGCUUUUGGAAAAAGAAGUUCUCGAUUUGAUUCUUUCAAAUGAACUUGAGUUCUGUGCACCCAUGAUUGAUCCCGAUGCUGUGGAGGCACACGCUCGGGAAGAAUUUGGCAAAGUUAUUGGCUUACUUAUGCCGGAAGUUGAUGUGAAGACAGUUCAUAACGAACUCGCAACCGAACCUGAUACAGAAUUGAAUCUUUUCGACGAGAUCAUACAAAAGCCAGAAGAGAACACGUUUAAUGAAAAGCCAGUUAUUUUCUCGACACAACCGUCGGCGGCGGUGAUAGAUGCUAAGCCAGGAAUCGAAUUAAAUCGAGUUGUAACGCAAUAUGACUUUAAGAAUUUUAUUCGGGUUCCAUCGGAAACCGCCGUGGCCAUGGAAGUACCUGAAUUGCAAAACAACGUUCAUUAUUCAAUCCAAGAGGUAUCUGGGGUGGAAGAUAUCAUCGAAGAGGAUGGCGGAAUGGAAGACGACAAUAUCCAACCCGAUACUGAUAACACUCAAGAGCAACUUGUGAUGCAGGAAUGUGUCUUUCAGGAGGAUGACUUUAUGCAGGAGGAAGAUCUAAUAGAAGAAGUAAUCUCGGAAGGCGGUGGAAAGGAUAUGCCGGCAUUGAAUAUUAGCGAAAGCUUUGAGGUGCCGGUGAGUCGAUUGGAUUUUGAUGGUGUUUUGAAUGAAAUGUUAGAAUAAGAAUUAGAGAUUUGUAUUUAAAGAUGAAAGCAUAAUUGGACCAUUUUAUUUGAUUCAAAGUUGUAAGGUGAUUCCAAAAUAAAGAAAAAUGUUA
Molecule: messenger RNA, 1387 nt
Organism: Episyrphus balteatus (marmalade hoverfly)
Lineage: Eukaryota; Metazoa; Arthropoda; Insecta; Diptera; Syrphidae
Exons: 1
Coding region: 127-1293 (388 amino acids)
Source: RefSeq, a predicted model, not a curated record